UUCAGACCGAAUUAUUUGUUUUUUGAACCCAGUGUGCUCUCUAUUCCAUUUAUUCUUCGUAAAAAACUUGUGCUGCGUAACAGGAUGAUCUUCCUACAACUCUGGUGGGCGCUGAUGGUGUUCAGUGGCUCUGGGUCCUCCCAGGAGGUCUCGACCACGGAUGAAAAGCACCCAGUUGAGGGCAGUGACAAGUUGCUCAGCUUCAGCCGCGCGGUGGAGCAGGCGCGUCCCGAAUUGCAGGAACUCAAGGCUUCCUACGGCGGUCUGCAGGAACAGGAUAAUCAGAGGCAGCAGUCGCGGGAUCGGCGGAACUCCAUCGACGACAUGCUGGCCAGUUUUGCCCAGGUCCCAGUUGGCGAAUCCAAAUCGGCCUCUGCAGAUGAGGAGCGUGUGCUGCAGGAGGCGGCGGAUGCUUGGUUCCGCGACAUCCAGGCAAGCAUGUCCAAGGGCAGUGCCAACCAGAAGCGUUCUGGAAGCAAGCAGGAGCGAUCCGUGGGCAAGAACGUCAUCGACCAGCACACCAAGGCCAUGGAGCGCACCGAGAUGGGCAAGGUAAAGCUCAAGUACAAGGAGAUGCCCGACGACACCAUUGUUCGCAAGUACCAGGUGACUAAAGCUCCCACGCCUCCGCAGAACCCCGGGCUCACCCACCUGGACAUAAAGCUGAAGCAGGUCCAGCAGAUGCUUAGCGAUCAUGAGAGCCUGGAGGCCAAGAAGCGGGAGAAGUCGAAGGAUGUUCGGAAGAAGGUGGAGGAAUCCGGAUGGGUGGACAAGUUGCCAGAGUUCGGUGAUAACCCCAUUCCUGAUGGGAUCUACGAGAGCACCCUCAACCGACUGGCCUUCCCCCACGCCACGGCCAACAAGCUGGCCCACGAGGCCAACUACAAGCUCUCCAAGAUCGAGCAGGAGGCUUCCGAGAAGGCCACCAAGUACUCCAAGCCCGGCAGCAUCAGCGAAGCUCCUCUCAAGCAGCUCAAACGCAGCUCGUGUAGUGGCUUCAAUCCCAUGAAUGAGAUCAAGCUCAAGACCAGCAGUAGGUUGAUGCUCAAGGGUCUGGGUCCCUCGCUGCCUAGUAACGCUCUAAUGGACAUCCAUCGCAACCAAAUGGUGGACAGCAUGCUGCGGAGGAGGGAGCUGGAGGAGGAACAGCAGCAGAAGUUCGAGGCCAGCCAGAAUAGCGAUGAAGAGGACCAGCCGAUGGGAAUAAAUGGCAUAAUGACGCAGAACGAGAACUUGGAGUACCUCCAGCCCAUCAACCCCGUCAUGGAGGCGAAUCCAAUGAUGGAGCUGCCACAGAGCUACGACUAUCGGGUGCCCCAGUACGAUCGCUUUCACCCUCUGAGCCAGCGACAAAUGACCAAUGUGCGGGAUUACGAGAGGAGUAAUCGCAUGCCCCUGGACUUGGAUCGUUUCAAGAGGGAACCACAGGAUGACUCGGUUUUGGAUACGUUGUCCCUAGAUGACCAAGAGUUACCUCUUAAGGCUGAGGAUCAGAACGUUUCUGACCAUGAGAUGGCUAUAAAACUUGGGAUACUGGACAUAAAGGAAGGCAAAGCCAUACAUUCAGUCAAGGAGCAGGAAUCAGGAGAGAAGGCCUCUGAUGAAGAGGUUAAGUUGGAGGACUUACACGACGAGGUUAAACUGGAGGAGGAUGCUUUGAGUAAGUCAGAAAGUAAACUCGAUGCUGAGGUAUCCUCCAUCGAAGGAAAGUUGGAGGAUAAGUCAGAGGUCGAAGUGGAGACCAAACUUCUAGGGCCAGUAAAACGUGAAACCAAGAACAAGGAAAAGCUGAUAGCAGCCACACUCAACGAUGACUCUCAAUCUGCUACGGAGGUUAGAUCAAAAGCGGAGUCGCCCUCAAAAAGGGAGGUGGCACUUAGCUUGGACGCCAGCAGUGAACUGCAUUCAAAACUGGACGCUGUAGUGGCUCCAAAAUCCGAAAGGCAAGAUACCUUAGAGAAACGUGAGUGUCCGGAAACACCCGAUAGUCCCGACAAACAUGACAGUAAUCCCGACUGCGAUACGGAGUGCAAAUCGGAGGAGGUGGAAAAGGCGGAAGCGGAUGCCGAAAAAGAUGACGGCAUUGUCAAAGUGAACAUCAAGCUGAAGCUCCAGGAGCCGGCAGAGGAAAAAUCGGAAUGCGAGGACACCGAUAAACUGGAGCCCAAGGAGGCGGCUGCAUCGGUCCCAAAAGUGAAUCCCGAUGCGGUGGUCAAGCUGCUGGCCAACGAGCUGUCCCUGGAGAAGGAUCGCGGCAAGCGGCAAACAAGGCCACGCAGGUUCCGCAGGCAGAACCGAAGAUCCAAAAGAUCGGUGCAGGAUAGUGAACAGGAUGUGCAGCAGCAGCAAGAAGAUCACCAGUCACAGGGUGGGCAACAUUCAGUGGCCAAACGCUUGGUUCAUCUGCUAGACGACUUUGAAGACCACAAUGGCAAUCGUGUGGCUUUCGGGACCUUGGGCAACGGCAUGCUCACACCGGAUGCCGAAGAUUCGGGAGCCAAAUCGUACCCGGGUCAUGAAACACUGGCGCACUAUGAGGAUCUGGAAGCCAUUCAGGACGGCGAUUCCAUGGCAAAUAUCUACGAUCCCACCAAGGAUGUGGUGCCCAUGAUGAAUCAGCGACCCAAUGUACCUUUUCAGGCGCAGCAGCAGCCAUUUCAAUUUCCACAGCAGCAACAGCAACCGGUGCAACAGCAACAGCAGCAACCGUUGCAACAACAACAGCAGCAACCGUUGCAACAGAACCCGCAACAACAAGAGCAAAAUCAACAGCAACAAGACCUAAACCGCCAGCGUCACCAAUCUUCCAAUUUCCAGGCUAGUUUUAAUUUAACUCACUUUUUUAAUGAGUUGCAAAAGCUGCAGAACAUAAAGACACCGCAGCAGCAACUGCAACAGCAGCAAUCACUGCCGGUACAUCAGCAAUAUGUGCCGCAACAUCAACCAUUGCUAAUGCCUCAGCAGCAACUGCCCAUGCAACGAAAUAACCAGCAAUUGCCCAUCAAGCCAGUGUCACCACCGAUAAAGUCCUUCGGUGUCCAUCGUUACUUUGGACCCUUCUUCAACAAGCAACUGAAGAACGAUCCUUACUUGGCGGCUCUGGGGACCUCGACCACCAUUGAUCCCAGAUGUGUGUCCAUCACUCCGAGUGUCAGUCCCCCCCCAGCUCUGAAUGCAACUACGGGGGCGACUUUGCCUGCGAACUGCACGACUCCAUCGAGUUCCUCUAAUCCUGGUACAACCACGCCAUCCCCAGCUGCCCCAAGUCACACGGAGAAUGUUUGCAAUGCCCCGGAUGCCAUGAAACUCAACGUUUCCAUCAACGCCAAUGUGUGCGGUGACCCGAAGACUAAACAGUUUUACGGCAAUGGAUCCAUUAGUCUGCUGCCCGCAUACAAUAGGUUGCGCCCAGCAUCGAAUUCCGAUCACCAGGAUGUCCAACUUCAAGGAAAUGCUGCGCAAGUGGAGCAUAAUCUAGAUGAUCUUAAGGUACGGGACGAAAGGCGUAUUCGCGAGGCCGGAGACGAAACCAAAAACAAUCGGGACGAUGAGGCUAAGCCCAAAAGCGAGGAGAAACCAAGGAAGCAGGAGGGUCAUAUAAAAAGGCCUAGCAUUAAGUGGAGCAAAAAGAAGGAGACUUCUCAACUAGCUCCGAAAGUGAACCCCAAAGUAACUCCCAGUGUAGCGUCCAAAGAAGUACCAAAGGGAGCUUCAGACGAGGAACACAAAACAGCAGCCAAAUGCCCUGGCCACAGACCGCGUAUAGAUACACCUGAGUCCCGAUCGGAUAGUUACGACAAGCUGAUCACGGGCAAGAUGUCCGAGGACAUUGUGUCUGCCGUCUUCGAGGCGGUUGGGAAUGAUCCGGGCAUGGAUCGCUUACUGGCAGUUCUGGAGAGGAAUCGCAAGUGUGCCCAGAAACAGCCCAAGAACUUCUACCAGAUCCGAAACGACAAGACCGAGAAUUACCUCCAUCAGACGGAGAGCAUGGUGCGCGACACUAUGGAGGCCAUUAGCAAUAUCAUCGAUCAGCAGGUGCGCAGACGGGCCUGCAUUCCCCUACGUCCAGAUCUCCAGGAGUUCUAUGACCUGAUCCUGAAGACUUCGAACGAGGAGCAGAAGUGUCGCGAGAAGAGACAGAGCUCCCUGCGAGUCCUGGCCGAGGACUUUAGCCAGGAUGUGCGCCUGCUCGACCCGAGUAAAAUCAACCAAAAGUCACGGAUCGUCAAGAAGCUUCUGCGCCAGUACGAGGAUCUGCCGAUGGAGGACCAGCAGGCGGCAGUUGGAGUGCGCGACGAACUGCUCCUGGACCUCGUUUACCUGAGGAAGAUGGCCGAUUCGGCGGAGCGUCAUCAGCGGAAUGCCCGUCUGCAGGAGGUCCUCAAGCAGACGAGUUUGGACGAGGUCCUGGAGAAGCGAAUGUCCUCCGAGUACUCGCCGCGCUUCAUAAAACUUCUGAAGACAGCGGAGCUUUUCAAGGAGGCAGGUGAACAGCAGGCCAGGGCAUUUGUGGGUCUUUAAGUUACCAGUUCCUAACCGGCUUUUAUUUUAAUUGCUGUUUCUUUGAUUUCUGUAGUUAUGUUAAUUUCAAAAAUUUAAUUUGCUAAAUUUAACUCAUAUAAUUCGUUCUUUUAAAAAUUCGUAUUUUAAAAAUUGAAGUGACUUCCAGAUGUUUAUCCCAAUAUUUUCCAACAUAUUCAUAG
Messenger RNA from Drosophila suzukii, 4703 nucleotides. RefSeq names its product interaptin. NCBI's taxonomy places the organism in Eukaryota, Metazoa, Arthropoda, Insecta, Diptera, Drosophilidae. The record is from RefSeq and is a predicted model, not a curated record.